This is a messenger RNA of Lathyrus oleraceus (garden pea), 1256 nucleotides long. RefSeq names its product probable aquaporin PIP-type 7a. The record is from RefSeq and is a predicted model, not a curated record. Gene Ontology annotation, molecular function: channel activity. Gene Ontology annotation, biological process: transmembrane transport. Gene Ontology annotation, cellular component: membrane. The transcript is spliced from 4 exons. Bases 81 to 950 code for a protein of 289 amino acids. NCBI's taxonomy places the organism in Eukaryota, Viridiplantae, Streptophyta, Magnoliopsida, Fabales, Fabaceae.
AUAACCCUAUCACAACCACAACAACAACCACUUCCAAUUCAUUCAUAGCAAUUAUUCAUUCAUCAACAAGAGAGUGAGAAAUGGAAGCAAAGGAACAAGAUGUUUCACUGGGAGCCAACAAAUUCCCAGAGAGACAACCCAUCGGUAUUGCAGCUCAGAGCCAUGACGACGGUAAGGACUACAAAGAACCACCUCCUGCACCGUUGUUUGAGCCUUCUGAACUCACUUCAUGGUCUUUCUGGAGAGCUGGAAUAGCCGAGUUCGUUGCAACUUUUCUGUUUCUCUACAUCACCAUCUUGACUAUCAUGGGUGUCAACAAAUCUGAUUCCAAGUGUAAAACUGUUGGUAUUCAAGGGAUUGCUUGGUCUUUUGGUGGCAUGAUCUUCGCCCUCGUUUACUGCACUGCCGGAAUCUCUGGGGGUCACAUAAACCCAGCAGUGACAUUCGGUUUGUUCUUGGCGAGGAAACUGUCUCUAACAAGAGCAGUGUUCUACAUCGUGAUGCAGGUUCUUGGUGCUAUCUGCGGUGCUGGUGUGGUUAAGGGUUUUGAAGGAAAAGCUUUCUACGGAAAAGUUCACGGUGGUGCUAACUUUGUUGCUCCUGGUUACACAAAAGGAGAUGGACUCGGUGCUGAGAUUAUCGGUACCUUUGUUCUUGUCUACACCGUUUUCUCAGCCACUGAUGCCAAACGUAGUGCCAGAGACUCUCACGUUCCUAUUUUGGCACCUUUGCCAAUUGGGUUCGCUGUGUUUUUGGUUCACUUGGCUACUAUUCCAAUUACUGGAACUGGUAUCAACCCUGCUAGGAGUCUUGGUGCUGCAAUUAUCUUCAACAAAGAUCUUGGUUGGGAUGAUCAAUGGAUUUUCUGGGUUGGACCAUUCAUUGGUGCAGCACUUGCAGCACUUUACCACACAGUUGUUAUCAGAGCCAUUCCUUUCAAGUCAAGUUGAUAUGAUCCAACGGUUUGUGAUAGUUGAUGCCAAAACCAUUAAACCAAACCAACUUUGUGGGGUUUUAUUUUUAAUUUGAAAUUCGAUCAUUAUCUUGUUUUAACUAUUUCCCUUUUUGUAUGUAAAGGAUGUUGUUGUAAGUGUAACGUGUUGUUGUAAUGAUUAUUAUUAUUAGGUGGUGAGUGCGUUGGGUGAUGGGGCAGUUUUUUCAUUACUUUUAAGUUGGAAUCUGGCCCAGCCCAUGUGUGAUGUAUGGUUGUAAUUGUGAACUUUAAAUUAUAAAAAUAAUGAUAUUCUCUUUUGGCA